Molecule: messenger RNA, 1416 nt
Organism: Pneumocystis jirovecii RU7
Lineage: Eukaryota; Fungi; Ascomycota; Pneumocystomycetes; Pneumocystales; Pneumocystaceae
Product: centromere/microtubule-binding protein CBF5
Exons: 10
Coding region: 1-1416 (471 amino acids)
Biological process (GO): box H/ACA sno(s)RNA 3'-end processing; snRNA pseudouridine synthesis; rRNA pseudouridine synthesis
Cellular component (GO): box H/ACA snoRNP complex
Molecular function (GO): pseudouridine synthase activity; RNA binding
Source: RefSeq, a predicted model, not a curated record
AUGGAUUCAGUUGCAGAGAUCCAGAAAAAUACAGAUUAUCUCAUUAAACCGGAGAAUAUUUCUGGCAAUGCAGAUGCUUCUACAUGGCCUCUUUUGUUGAAAAACUAUGAUAAACUGAUAGUUCGGACGGGACAUUAUACUCCGAUUCCUCAUGGAUCAUCGCCGUUAAAAAGAGAUAUUAAGUCAUAUAUAAGUUCUGGUGUUAUUAAUCUUGAUAAACCAGCGAAUCCGUCGUCUCAUGAGGUUGUAGCAUGGAUCAAACGGAUUUUACGCUGUGAAAAAACUGGUCAUUCUGGAACUUUAGAUCCCAAAGUAACAGAAGGAUGUUUAAUUGUUUGUAUUGAUAGGGCAACUCGUCUGGUUAAAUCUCAGCAAGGUGCUGGGAAAGAAUAUGUAUGUGUAAUUCGGUUCCAUGAGGCUUUAUCUUCAGAAAAAAAGUUUGCCCAAUGCCUUGAAACAUUGACAGGUGCUUUGUUUCAGCGUCCUCCUCUUAUUUCUGCUGUUAAACGUCAACUUCGGAUUCGUACCAUUCAUGAAUCCAAGUUGCUAGAAUUCGACAAUGAUCGUCAUCUUGGUGUAUUUCGUGUAAGUUGUGAAGCAGGAACAUAUAUCCGUACUUUAUGUGUGCAUUUAGGGCUUUUAUUAGGCGUUGGUGCUCAUAUGCAAGAACUUCGUCGUGUUCGAAGUGGCUGUAUGAGUGAAAUGGACGGAAUGGUUACAAUGCAUGAUGUCCUUGAUGCACAAUGGGAAUAUGAUAAUACAAGGGACGAAAAGUACUUAAGACGGGUUAUCCGGCCUUUGGAAUCUCUUCUUGUGUCUUAUAAAAGAAUUGUUGUCAAGGAUAGUGCGGUUAACGCUAUUUGUUAUGGUGCCAAAUUGAUGAUUCCGGGUUUACUUCGUUAUGAGUCUGGGAUUGAAAUUAAUGAAGAAGUUGUGCUUAUGACAACAAAAGGUGAAGCAAUUGCUUUGGGUAUUGCUCAGAUGUCGACUGUAGAAUUGUCGACAUGUGAUCAUGGUGUUGUGGCGAAAAUUAAACGAUGUAUUAUGGAAAGAGAUACCUAUCCUCGAAGGUGGGGUUUAGGCCCUCAAAGUAUGAAGAAAAAGAUUUUGAAAAAAGAAGGCAAACUUGAUAAAUAUGGAAGAAUUAAUGAUGCAACACCUGAAGAAUGGAAGUCUACGUAUGUAGAUUAUAAUUUGCCCUCUGGACAACCGUCUGAACAGCCGUCUGAACAACCGUCUACUCUUGAAACAACGAUUAAGGAACCAGAGGUUCGGGAUAAUAUUGCGGUUCCCAAAGAAAUAAAAGAUGCAAAAAAGAAAAGGAAAAAAGAUGCAACGGACAGUGAAACAAAGGGUUUGAAAGACCCGGAAAAGAAGAGAAAAAUAGAAAAAAAGAAAGGAAAACAAGCGGUAUAA